Guillardia theta CCMP2712 is the source of this 4113-nucleotide messenger RNA. RefSeq lists its product as hypothetical. The coding region runs from base 1 to 4113 and encodes 1370 amino acids. The record is from RefSeq and is a predicted model, not a curated record. Gene Ontology annotation, biological process: proteolysis. Gene Ontology annotation, molecular function: calcium-dependent cysteine-type endopeptidase activity. The transcript has 6 exons. Gene Ontology annotation, cellular component: cytoplasm. Lineage: Eukaryota; Cryptophyceae; Pyrenomonadales; Geminigeraceae.
AUGGCGGGGAUGGAGGACGAGGAGCUGGAGGAGUACCUGGCGAUGAAGGAUCGCCAGGCGAUGGCGAGGGCAGGCAGAUCCUCCUCUUCCUCUCAUGGCAGACCUGCUGUCUCCUUCGCUCCUGAACCCGCUGCCUCCUCCAACGCUGCGAGCCGAGCCCCUCGAAGUCAAGCAGGCGAUGGCGUCCGACAGUGGAGCGGUGCAGGAGGCGUGCAGGAGGCUGUCAGACAGAAGGCCUCCAAGCUCGAGCAGCUGCAUGCCCAGCAAGGCUCUCGGCUUCCGCAGAGCACCACGAGAGGAAACCCUGUGCCUCGGAAGCUGACGAGAUCGUGGGGAAAGCAGCAGCCAGGCGAGGUGGAGGUGGCGACUGAGUCGAAAGGGCCAGGAGAGAUCAAGCGUCUCCCGCAGGCGAAGGCCUUCACGGGUAGCUCCGAUCCCUCGGCUCUCAAGGGAAAGGAGCAGCAGCACAUGACGAUGAAGGGGGAGAAGUCUGCGAAGCGGGAGAUGCUGAUCCCUUUCACUUCAGGCUCGAGGGAGGAAGAGCUGCUAGCGGACCCGGCGAACCGCGAUGAGGGCGGCAAGUUCGUCGACCCGGACUUCCCUGCCGCUGCCUCUUCGCUCUUCAUGGACCCUCGCAAGCCCUCCAGGCAUCACAUCCCCCAUGAUGCCGUCAAGUGGAUCCGGCCCCACCAGAUCGUAAGCAGCGGAGGAGCGGUGGUGUUUGGGGAGGCAGCGCCCCUGGUGGAGGGGUCGUUAGGGAACGGCUGGUUUGUUGGGGCCCUUGGGUGCCUCGUGGGACGACGCGAUCUGCUGGAAGUUCUGAUCCCCUCCACCGAGAACGGGAGGGCGUACGGUAUCUACACCGUCCGCUACUACAAGUACGGGCAGUGGCACAAUGUUGUCAUCGACGACAGGAUCCCUUGCGACCAAGUGAACGUCCCGCUGUACACUCGGAGUAGCGAUCCUCAGCAGAUCUGGCCGAUGCUGCUGGAGAAAGCGUACGCGAAGAUGCACGGGUGCUACGAAGCGCUGGUGACGGGGAGCGUGACCUAUGCGCUGAGGGACCUGACAGGAGGAGCCGCACAGGCCAUCAACUUGCGAGAGGAGAAUGUGCAGGACCAGAUCAUGAAUGGGUACCUGUGGCAGCAGCUGCUGCUCUGGUGCAAGCAAGGUCUGCUGGGGUGUUGGCAGGAAGUGGAGAGGGAGGGGAGAACUACGGACUUCGACGGUGACUUCAAGAGUCACUGCGUGUACUCGAUCUUGGACGUGAAGGAGCCUGCGGUGGGCAUGCGGUUCAUGAAGCUGAAGCCCAACGUGCAGACGAACUCGAGCCCCUGGAGCGGCAUGUGGUCCAACGACGGGCCGGAGUGGGUGGCAAAUCCGGAGAUAGCUAAGGCGCUGGACUAUGAUAAGGCAUCCAUGGGCGGCAGCUUCUGGAUGACUUUUGAAGACUGGACAAGAUACUUCCAUGUCCUCCACAUCUGCCAGCUCUUCCCUCCCUCCUGGUAUGUGCCACGCUCCACACACCCACAGCCCGAGCCGCUGGUGGUGCAGGGAGCAUGGCGGAAGACGGCGCGCCUUUGCGGGGGCCUGCCGAAGAUGGGAAACCCCAACUGGUGGCAGAACCCGCAGGUGAUGCUAAAGUUGGCGACGGGAGAGAAGACGCAGGUGUUCAUCUCGGUGACGCAACAGGACUCGAGGUUCAACCCCGACUACGAGCGAGGGGCAUCUACCCCCUCCUUCCGAAAGCCGUUCAAGGAGCCUGCUGAGUACAAUGUUGCCAUCGGGGUGGCGGUGGUGCGGAAGAGAGUACUUGAGGGGAAGAAGCUUGGCUCUCAGCUGAAGCGAGCAGACGUGGAGCUGAUGUCGAAGCCCUUCAAGAGGAGUCGCGACGUUGUCAUAUCUGCACCGAAGAUCCUCGACCCUGGCAAGGAGCGCGACGAGUUUGUCAUCAUCCCCAUGGUGUUCGACCCCAGCCAAGUCGUCGGGGAGCUCAAGUUCUGGCUGACCGUGACAGCCAACAAGCCGGUGCAGCUGGAGCCGCGAGGGGGAGACAACCUGAUCCAACCCAAGGGAGGCGUGCAGGACGAGCAGGAGUCGGACGAGGAGUCGGACUACGAGUUCGAGGCGGCUGACCUCGAAGAGAAGAUCUUCCAAGAAAACCCGUCGGGUGGGAGCCAGCAGAAGGGGCCAGGGAAGGAGAGGAGGAGCGCGAAGCAGAUCAUCGCGUGCUGUCAGAAGUUGCAGUGCAAGUACGAGGACCCGGACUUCCCUGUCGGCAGCAAGAUGCUCAAUCGCUCGUCGGACUCGGAGAGGUGGAAGGUGGAGGAAGUUUCCUUCCUCCGCCCCUGCUGGCACGGCCAGCCAGACUUGCGCGAGCACUUGAACUGCGGGUUGCCCCCCACCAGUCCUCCCAUCCUCUUUCCCGAGGGAGGCAAGAGCUCUGUCAUCAAGCAGGGCAGCAUCGCCAACUCUUGGUUUCUGGCAGCAGCUUCUGCGGUCUCGGUAGCGACGAAGCUCGAGCAGCUGCAGUCGCUCUUCGUGGAGUGGAACACGGAGUGCGGGGUCUUUGUGAUCCGCGUCUUCAAGAAGGGCAAGUGGAAGAAAGUGAUCAUCGAUGACCGCCUCCCCGCAAAAAAAGACUCGAGGGCUCUCCUCUUCUCUGCGGGAGUGGACGCACAAGGCUCGUUCGGGCAGGAGGACAUGCGGUCGCAGCGGAUCAUGUGGCUUCCGCUGCUUGAGAAGGCCUACGCCAAGGCCUUCGGCUGUUACGAGCGGCUGUCGCAGGGGAGGAUCCAGCACGCGCUCAAGGACCUGACAGCAGGGGCUCCGCAGGUCCUCCUCCUCGACGAGUCUCGAGCUCCCGACGUGUUCACGCGAGUGGUCAACGGGUCGCUGUGGCGGCAGAUGGUGGACUGGCUCAAGAGCGGCUGCAUGCUCGGCUUCUACUUCGGCGGAGGAGCCAGCACGGCUGCUUGUGUGUCGCUGCACAAGGGGCGAGUGUAUCCCAUCCUAGCGCUGAAGGAGCUGGAGGGAGGGAGGAUGGUGCAGCUGUGGAACCCCUGGCAAGGUGACUCGCAGUACAGCGGGGACUGGGGCAACAGCAGCAGCAACUGGAGCAAGUAUCGAGCUCUAGCUGCUGAAUGCCCCCACGACGACCCCAACAAGUUUUGGAUGAAGGCGGACGGGGAAGACGGGACGCUGGAGAAGGGAGAGAUGUACCUCACCUUCCAGUCAGGCUGCCUGCUCGUCAACCGCCUCUUCCCCUCCUCGUGGACCAUCACGCGAUCCAAGGCGUACUGGACGAGAGGAGGAGCUAAAGGUCCUCCCUUCCAGCCUGACGACACGCGCGGCGAGUGGCUGCUGAACCCGCAGUUCGAGCUUCACGUGUCGGAGCCUCGCACCCUCUGCUUCAUCUCCCUCGCCCAGCCCCAGCCACUGCAGGACGCGGAUGCCGCGAACCCGAUCGGCUUCGUGCUGUUGAAGCGCAAGACGAUCGAGGACAAGGGGAUCGACCUCUCCCGCUCUGACAUGCUCAACCCCCCGCCCAUCCAGUUCAAGCUCGACCGCGAGUGCAGCCUCAACUUCGCCGUCACCCUCGAGCCCAUCGACUCCCCCUACCUCCUCGUCGCCUUCUCAUCCCCCGGCCACCUCGGCAAGCUCUUCCUCUCUGUCUGGCACAACAAGCCCAUCCUCCUCCGAGGAGGCGUCAACUACUGGGACGCCGCCAGUGACCCACGAGACACUGACAUGGAUGAGCCGCUGGUGCCCGAGGCCGUCGAGCUCCUCCAGGACGACCCCAGCUGGGACAAGCAGCAGCCACGAGCUAUGCGCCCACCUGCCACUGCCCACGAGGAGAAGAGGAAGGAGGCGGACGAGCUGGAGGUCAGGUACAAUGAGGCAGCAAAGCAGAAGGAGGUGAAGGACCCGGUACCGAGUGAGGGUGAAGAGAUCAUAGCGAAGAGCAGGGAGGCGACGGGGGAGGCGACGGGGCAGAGGCGACAGGAAGCUGGUCAGGAGGGAGACAGGCGCGACCUCUGCGAGCAGAUCGUGAGGAAGCUGCAGGCUGCUGAGGUCUGGCAGCUCAAGGCGAUCCUGAAGCUGUUGGACUAG